GAGUUGAAGUUAUCACAGAGGUAUUUAAAUUUUAGAGUAGUACAGUUACGGUUUUGUACUACUCCGACUCCGUUUGUUUUGGAUGCGGCUGACAACGUAUUCGCUCCCCCAUGCCUGCAACUUCUGGUUUAAACUAAAGGAUCUGCGACUUGCAUUCCAAUCCGAAAACAAGGAAGUGGAACAGUUGAGUGUCACUUCCUAUGACACUGUCAAACUGUAAAGAAGCGUCUCAUUCAGAACAUCAACAAUGCUGUUGCUUCUGAUACCUGUCGGCUUGCUUGUAUUGAACCAAAUUAAUGCAAUGGUUUGUACUAUUGGUCUGGAACCGGAUCCGAGUGCAGGGAACAUAUACCGAUGGGUCAUCCCAGUGGAAGAUCCCUGUAGUUGUACUGAGAUUCAACUGGGUGGUAUGAACACACGUACUCCUGGCCGCAACUUCGAAGUCAUCUACUUUGAUGUCCUUAUGUCAAGUGCAGACGAAUUAAACAACUGGCUCAACUGUUCAGGUGGACGGACAGGCAGCAAUGUGGAAAGUGAUGCAGUGGUCGAUGAGGGCGCUUCAUCGGAUAAUGACCCUCAGUUCAUGUUAACUACUGGUGCGGUUCUUCAAAUAGAGGGUACUGCAUGCGGUGCUGACAACACGUUCAAAGUAGACCCCAACGACUGCGCUUUGUUUUAUGCAUGCUCAUAUGGGUUUUGGAUUCAGAAAUCAUGCGGGGAACUAUAUUUUAACACCGCUUUCAAUGGAUGUGAUUUCACUCAAAAUGUCCCUUGCCCCCGACUGUUUUAAGGCAAUCGCACAACAUCGGUUAAUAUUGCUAUCCAAAGGCCCACACUUCGUGUAUCACUGCUUAUUAUAUUAA
Asterias rubens (European starfish) is the source of this 863-nucleotide messenger RNA. RefSeq lists its product as uncharacterized. The transcript is spliced from 4 exons. Gene Ontology annotation, cellular component: extracellular region. The record is from RefSeq and is a predicted model, not a curated record. NCBI's taxonomy places the organism in Eukaryota, Metazoa, Echinodermata, Asteroidea, Forcipulatida, Asteriidae. Gene Ontology annotation, molecular function: chitin binding. Bases 248 to 790 code for a protein of 180 amino acids.